AUGCCUGAAAUGGUAGAAGAUUGGAUUAAUGAAUUAAAAAAUGUUCUACAGAACCCUGAUGAAAUUUUUAUAGAAGAAAGAGAUUCAUUUGGAUUAUUUGAAGCAUUAGAACAAAAUGAGUUUAAAGAACAAUUUGUUGCAUUUUCGAAAGUUGAUUACACCCAAUUACAAAG
Entrophospora sp. SA101 is the source of this 173-nucleotide messenger RNA. The record is from the annotation of a GenBank genome assembly. NCBI's taxonomy places the organism in Eukaryota, Fungi, Glomeromycota, Glomeromycetes, Entrophosporales, Entrophosporaceae.